UCUGUGACGCAAACAUACAAGACAACAGGACUCUGUUUUGGCGGUUUUCAUGGGACUUCAUUCAUUCGGUUACAUCGCCUAGAAGUUUUGUUUUGGGCUUUUGCUGUUGUUUUUCUUGUCCAUUUUCUUUUCUUCACUUUCUCUCUCUAUCGGGAUUGAUUGUCCUCUAUCCUUAUAUAAACCGAUUGUUAUUCGAUCAGUCUAUAUGUAUUUCCAAUUCGGGUCUGGUAGAAUUGAAAAGAAAUGGGAUUUGUAAGUAGUUUAUUGGGAAUUGUUGGUUUUGGAAUCGGAUUCCCUGUUGGAAUUCUUAUAGGUUAUUUUCUCUUCAUCUACUAUCAAUCCAAAGAUGUUAUGGAACCAGUCUUUAGACCGAUUCACGAACUGGAUACGAAUGCUUUGUUAGAACUUUUGAAUGAACUUCCUUUGUGGGUGAAGAACCCUGACUAUGAUCGAGUUGACUGGUUAAACAGAUUUCUUUCAGAUAUGUGGCCUUACCUUGAUAAGGGAAUAUGUGCUACAGUGAGAACCACGGUAGAACCGAUGUUUUCAGAGUAUAUCCGGAAAUAUAUGAUAAAAUCGAUUGGUUUUGAGUGUUUGACUCUUGGAACGCUUCCUAUUACCCUUCACGGUCUAAAAGUAUACGAAACUAACGAGAAAGAACUAGUUGUUGAACCGGUGAUUAGAUGGGCUGGAAAUCCCAAUAUUAUCUUGGUUGUGAAACUUUUGUUGUUCCAAAUUACACUGCAGUUGGUGGACUUGCAGAUAUUCGCUACACCACGCGUAUCCUUGAAACCUCUAGUCCCUACCUUUCCAUGCUUUUCAAACAUAGAAGUUUCUUUGAUGGAGAAACCGCAUGUGGACUUCGGAUUGAAAUUUCUGGGAUGUGAUCUUAUGGCAAUCCCUGGCCUUUAUCGUUAUGUUCAGGAAACUAUUAGAAAACAAGUUGCCAACCUCUAUUUGUGGCCCCAAACCCUUGAAAUACCUAUUCUUGACAGUUCAGUAGGAGCAACGAGGAAACCAGUGGGCAUACUACAUGUGAAGAUUGUAAAGGCAGUCAAACUGUUGAAAAUGGAUUUCCUAGGAACCUCAGAUCCUUACGUUGUCCUUAGCUUGAGUGGUGAGAGACUUCCUGGGAAGAAAACCACUGUUAAAAUGAAGAACCUAAAUCCCGAAUGGAAUGAAGAUUUUAAACUUAUCGUGAAAGAUCCCGAGACCCAAGUCCUUGAGUUGCAUGUGAACGACUGGGAAAAGGUUGGAGCUCAUGAUAAGCUGGGAAUGCAAGUGAUUCCACUAAAAUCUCUUCAACCUCAUGAGACAAAAUCAUAUACACUUGAUUUGGUCAAGAACAUGAAUCCUAAUGAUCCUCAUAACAUGAAACAGAGAGGGAAAAUAGUGGUGGAAAUGACAUUCCGCCCUUUUAGACAAGACACUGAAAGAUUUAGUGGACCUUUGGAUGGAUAUCAUAGGAAAGCCAGUGACAUUAGAAGCGUAACUGAAGAAACAUCUGGAAAUGAUGGUGCAGGGUUACUAUCGGUUACUGUCCAAAGUGCUGAAGAUGUUGAGGGAAAGAAACAUAACAAUCCUUAUGCUUUAGUUCUUUUUAGAGGAGAAACGAAGAAAACUAAGUUAAUAAGGAAAUCAAGGGAUCCAACUUGGGGCGAAGAAUUUCAAUUCAUGUUAGAAGAAGCUCCUUUGCAGGAUACGAUCCACGUUGAAGUUAUGAGCAGGAGAACGGGUUUGGGUUUUAGAUCCAAGGAAUCACUGGGACAUGUUGAUAUCAACCUAAUCGAUGUUGUGAACAAUGGACGUAUCAACGAGAAAUACCAUCUCAUAAACUCGAGGAAUGGAAAGAUACUUAUUGACAUACGAUGGAAAACAAUUUGAGAAUGUGUUAACAGGACGCAAAAAUUUUGUAUAUCUGUUUUCCUCAUGUACAUUGUUUUUUCGUUACUUGUUUAACUCAAUUUUCAUUGAGCAUGAGAAUACAAAACUCAAUUUUCAUUGA
Papaver somniferum (opium poppy) is the source of this 2005-nucleotide messenger RNA. RefSeq names its product synaptotagmin-3-like. Gene Ontology annotation, cellular component: endoplasmic reticulum. The transcript is spliced from 12 exons. The record is from RefSeq and is a predicted model, not a curated record. NCBI's taxonomy places the organism in Eukaryota, Viridiplantae, Streptophyta, Magnoliopsida, Ranunculales, Papaveraceae. The coding region runs from base 244 to 1884 and encodes 546 amino acids. Gene Ontology annotation, molecular function: lipid binding.